Messenger RNA from Mesorhabditis spiculigera, 1191 nucleotides. The record is from the annotation of a GenBank genome assembly. Lineage: Eukaryota; Metazoa; Nematoda; Chromadorea; Rhabditida; Rhabditidae.
AUGCAACCAUCCUUUAUAUUAAUUUUUGGGUUAUUAUUCGCCCGGGCUUGCGCCCAGCAAAACGGAGCCCACACCCGCCGCGAAGGCGUCGUCCGCCAAGCCGUCGAGCGCAUUUUGAGCAACAGCCAUUAUGAUGCCUCACAGCGACCUCCGAUCAAGAAUGGCCCAUCAUCUGCCGUCCCGGUCAUCGUCUCCGUCUUUUUGAACCGAAUUGUUUGGCACGAUGAGUACGCGGAAGUCGACCUGCGGCUCCGCGAGCAAUGGGAGGACAGCCGGCUGGCUUAUGAGGUUGACCCGAGGGAGGCGAUUGAUGAGAUUACCCUCCCCGGCAGCAAGCAAAUCUGGACGCCCGGCACCUAUUUCAGCAAUGCCAAGGAGAAGGCAAACGAUGCUGUGGCGAGAGGCCGUACCCUGGUGGAACCUUCCGGAUUCGUUCGCGCGUCUACUGGACGUACAAUCUACGUGCCCGUCUCCCACGGCGCCUCAUUCCCAUUCCUCAACCGUCGCACUUUCAAGCUCAGGCUGUCUAGCUUCAAUUACCCGAUCGAGGACGUGAUCUACGUGUGGGCAAACUCGCCGCCGCUUGUUGUCCCGGUUGAGGUUGCCGACGAUUUGAUGGAGGGCACCGUCAAGUUCGAGGAGGUUGCCGCCGGGGAUUGCAUCGGAAAUUAUACUUUUGGCUCGUACCCUUGCAUUGACGUGGACAUCACUUUUUCCUCCUCCACGUUCAGCAGUUUUGCGCGCGUCUUUUUGCCCAGUAUUUUGCUGGUAAUCGCCUCGUGGCUUCAUUUCUGGAUCCACGGCUCGUGGUCGGUGCCAAGGACCGUUUCCGCCGCCGCUCCUUUCCUUAUUUUUGCAGCCCUUUUCCUUUUCGGUGGGUCCGCCCUGCCUUCGAGUGUGCCAUCCCUGUGGUGUUGGCUAUCGUUCUGCCUGCUGCUCUCGUUCCUCUCGCUGCUUGAGUAUUUCCUCGUCAUUUUGUGCGGAAUUAGGAGAAACAUCCGGUACGCUUCCGGCCGUGCCGGCUCGGCGGCCGACGAUAGCCCGCUCACCCCGCAUGGAAAUCAGACGUUGGAAGUGGUCUACGACGGAAAAUGCGCCUCGUUCCGCGAGAACAACGGCCUCGACGUCAUCUCGCGCAUUCUGUUCCCAGUUCUGUUCCUCGUUUGGUGCCUUUUGUACUUUUUCGUCUUG